Astyanax mexicanus (Mexican tetra) is the source of this 12580-nucleotide messenger RNA. RefSeq names its product Rho guanine nucleotide exchange factor (GEF) 4 (gene arhgef4). The transcript is spliced from 17 exons. The coding region runs from base 432 to 9971 and encodes 3179 amino acids. The record is from RefSeq and is a predicted model, not a curated record. Gene Ontology annotation, biological process: intracellular signal transduction. Gene Ontology annotation, molecular function: protein binding; guanyl-nucleotide exchange factor activity. NCBI's taxonomy places the organism in Eukaryota, Metazoa, Chordata, Actinopteri, Characiformes, Acestrorhamphidae.
CCUUUACCUCUCAACAAUUGGCUAGCUAUAGCCAACCUAAAGCGAUUUAGCGUUUAGCUAGCUAGGUAUAGCUAGCUUAGUUAGCUCUUCAACUGUUUUCAGUUAACGUUAUCGUUCAGAAACACACCAGUAAUCGAACAAUAAUGUGUUUUUACAUCUGUGAGCAGGUAAUCAGCUGAUUAGUUGGAUCAGGUGUGCUGGAAACAGGAAAAGCACUAAAGAGUGCAGCACAGCGGACCUGGAGGACCAGGCUUGAGAAACACUGGUCUGCUGCAGAUCAGCUGGAGAGAAGGAGUGAGGAACAGUCAGGAGAGAAAUGGAGGUGAAGAACAGUGAAGAAAAGUGAAGAACAGUGAGGAACAGUUCAGGAAUAAUACAGGAUGAGCUGGAGAAGAGCUGCCUGAGCAGCAGGAGGAAGAAGUUUCCCAGAGAUGGAGGAGGAGGAUGGAGGGAGUGGAGCGCAGGAGAACGGAGAGAUGGAGCAUACACACCUCCACCUCACCUGCCUGCCGGAGAGAUACAUGCGGGCCAAGUUCUCCCUGUCUGCCUACAUCUUCUGCUGGGCUGUAGUUAAACUGUACCAGAGGAGAUUAAGACCGUCUCCGGUUCUGCUACAGGCCCCACCUGUUGAAGGUGUUGAAGCCGCUGAAGCCGGUUGUUCUGAACCUGGAGGGUUACAGCAGGACGAGAGCUCGGGUCAUCAGGUAUGCACUGAGUCAGUGCUGGACGAAUCACAGGACACCACAGAGGAAUAUUUUGAAACCCGUUCGUGCUACAGCGACACUUUCUCGGACUUCAGCCAUGACGCCGAUGAUUGCUUUCGAACGCCUCUCAGCUCAGACACUGGCUCAUGCACUGGAACGCAUUUGGACUCGCCCAAACACUCGUUUGGCUUCCAGGAGAGGGUUUGUUCUUGUGCAGAAAAGGAACAAGGACCUUCCGAUGGUCCUGAGGCCAAACCAGAUGCUAAGGAUUCUAGUCCUCAGUCAGAUAAUCUUGAAACAUUGGACUCAGUGCCACUGGCAAACGAUUGCAGUGGGAUGACCUUAGAUGCUUCUGUUUCCCAGCUCAACAUACCUGAAAAACUGGACUCUACACCAGUGAUAAACAAUUGCAUUGAUAUAACUUUAGAUGUUUCCCUUCCUCAGUCUAAUCUCACAGAAAAUUUGGACUCUAUAACACGGACAAACGAUUGUAGUGGGACAAGUUUACAUGUUCCCGACCCUGAAUCUAACCUACCAGAAACUUUGGACUCAAUGCCAUUGGCAAAUGAUUGCAGUGGGAUGACUUUAGAUCUUUCCAUUCCUCAGUCCAAUCUCUCAAAAAAAUCUGACUCCAUACAACUAGAAAAUGAUUCCAGUGUGAUGAGCGUAGAUCUUCCUGUUCCUGAGUCCAAUCUCCCAGACAAAUUAGACCCUAUGCCAUUGCCAUAUGAUUGCAUUGGGAUGACUUUAGAUGUUCCUGUUUCCCAUCCCAAUGUCCUAGAAAAAACAGACUCUGUACCACUAACAAACGAUUGCAGAGGGACGGCAUUAGAUGUUACCAUUCCUCAGGCCAAUGUCCUAGAAAAAUCAGACUCUUGCAUUGGUACAACUUUAGAUGUUUCCCUUUCUCAGUCCAACCCCCCUCAAAUAUCGGACUCCAUGUCACUAGAAAACAAUUGCAUUGAUAUAACUUUGGAUGUUUGCCUUCCUCAGUCCAAUCUCAUGGAAAAUUUGGACUCUAUACCACUACAAAAUGAUUUCAGUGGGAUAAGUUUAGAUAUUUCCAACCCUGAAUCUAAUCUACCAGAAAAUUUGGACUCUAUGCCAUUGGCAAACAAUUCUAGUGGGAUGAGUUUAGAUGUUCCCUUUCCUCAGUCCAAUCUCCCAGAUAAAUCAGACCCUAUGCCGUUGACAAAUGAUUGUAGUGGAAUGACUUUAGAUCUUUCCAUUCCUCAGUUCAAUGUCCCUCAAAUAUCAGACUCUGUCUCACUGGAAAACGAUUGCAUUGGUAUAACUUCAGAUGUUUCCCUUCCUCAGUCCAAUCUCACAGAAAAAUUGGACUCUAUACCACUGACAAACGAUUGCAGUGGGAUGAGUUUAGAUGUUCCCUUUCCUCAGUCCAAUGUCCCAGACAAAUCAGACUCUAUGCAAUUGGCAAAUGAUUCCAGUGGGAUUAGUUUAGAUAUUUCCAACCCUGAAUCCAAUCUACCAGAAGAUUUGGACUCUAUAACACUGACAAACAAUUGUAGCCGGAUGAGUUUAGAUGUUCCCGACACUGAAUCCAAUCUAUCAGAAAAUUUGGACUCUACAUCAUUGGCAAAUUAUUGCAGUGGGAUGACUUUAGAUCUUUCUGUUACUCAGUCUAAUCUCCCAGAAAAAUUGGACGCUGUGGCAUUAGAAAAGGACUGCAAUGAGAUGACUUUAGAUGUUCCUGUUCCCCAGCCUAACGUCCCUGAAAAAUCAGAGUCUAUGUCAAUGCCAAGUGAUUGCAGUGGGAUAACUUUAGAUGUUCCUGUUUGUCAGUCCAAUGUCCCUGACAAAUCAGACAAUAUAGCACUGACAAAUGAUUGCAGGGGGAUGAUCUUAGAUGUUCCCCUUCUUCAGUCCAAUCUCCCAGAAAAAUUGGACUCUACACCACCGACAAAAGAUUGCAGUGGAAUGAUUUUAGAUGUCCAGUCAAAUGUUUCUGAAAAGCCAGACUCUAAGCCAAUGCCAAUCAAUUGCCGUGGGAUGUCUUUAGAUGCUACAGGCAGUAAUCCAGUUGGUGACUAUACGUAUCUUGUCAGUGCAAAAUUAUCCAGGGAAGCUGGACUUCCUCCUGUCGCACAAGUUUGCAUGACUAACCAGGCGGAAGUCUGUUUUGAAUCAAAUGACUCAACCACAACGCAACUUUUCACAGAGUCCACUUCUCAAGACAUGUUUUUAAAGACUGAUUGUGGACAUGAAGCAGAGCACACGUUAGGUGACACCGUGGGCAGCGAAAAUGAGAAAAAGUCACAAAAUGUUAGCAAUUAUGAAAGUGACACUGAACUGGAGUUGAUUUUGGAUUCUGCACAGGUAAUUUGUUCUGUGACAGACAAAAACAAGUUCCUCCAACAGCAUGAACUGAAUGACCCUGAUGCUGAAACCUUUUUUAAUCAUUUACAUGUACCACGGAUGCUGGAUUUAACAGAUACAAAUGUGAAGGAAACUUCAGAUCAUCUCGUUGAGGUUUGUUCGCAACCCUCACCAGCUGAUGAGCUUGAAUGCAAUCGACGGGAGGACUUUGACUCAUUCAACUCUUCUAAAAAGGGGCACUUAGAACAGGUUACUGACAUUGAUCAAUCUCGUGAGGUAAACAAACUCCUACAACCUUCUGAUAACUGCAUGCUUCAUCCCGAGGAACUACCAUCAUUCAAAAACGAGUGUAUGGCUUGCCAGAAUGAGCAUAGCUUGUUAGAAACUUCUUGCACAAUUAUGGAUGUGGUUUAUUGUUCAACAGAAGGGGGUUCUUCAAGUUUGUCUUUUUCUAAUGAUUGCAUUUUGUCAAAUCUGGCACAUAAAAAUGUUCAUGAUCUGAACAGCCCGGACAACAUGUCCUGCACUGAUCACAGCAAGACUCUGAAUCUGAACUCUAAAUCUGAUAUCAAUCCAGGUUCACACACUAGUUACAGACCUUGUCUAGACUAUAUUGAAACAUCUCGUGAACCUAAAUCAACGGUCAGGGUAAAUUGUCAAGAAAUCAAACAAAACUUUAACGACAAACAAAUUUGCUUUUACAAAGAUGAGAAAGUCAUAGUAGGACCAGGCUCAAUUGCGUUUAGCGGCACUGGCACUGAACACUCUAGCAUCCCUUUUAGCACUGAUUCUUUUAUCACUGAUUCUUAUAGCACUGUUCUAAUCCAGAGGACUGAUCCACACGAGAGCACCCCUAACAUAGAUUGUGCAAAAGAAUUCACGGUCAUCCCACAAAAAUCACAAGAGGUCAUUUAUUCAGACAACUCAGAUUAUGGUGACUCUCACGUGAUGAUGACGUUUACAGGUGAAGAAGUCCAAAAUGUAGAAAGCAUAGAAAGUUUGGGUUCUGUUCAAAGAAAUGAUGUAGAAAACUUUGUAGACCAACUUCUAGAACCUGUACCUGCUCCUGUGAGCCCUACAGACGUCUGCAUUGGAUUAGUUGGUGAACUUUGCACAAACUGUACACAAACAACAACCUGUGAUCUGGCUGAUCUGUCCGUCACAGACGAAGGCAUGCAAAAGAUAAUCGUGUAUCCAAAACAGGGUCACGUUUCAAACGAUGUGUCAAGAAAAGACGUGACCAAACCUGAAGAAUCUAAAAGGACCACAGCAAAAGAGCAUGCAGUUAGCGACGUAAGUGAUGAAAGCAUGGAUUCCUGUGUGCAAGCCCAGUCAGACAGGGAUUAUGAAGUGUUAAGUGCUGAUGCAUCGUUGUUACAUAACAGAGCGACUCCCAGAACAAUAAGGGAUUAUAGUUCAGACACCAACAAUAACAUAAAGACUGUAGCUUUCGAGCACUGCCACAAGACACCAUGCAAUUUACUCAACGCUGCUCUGGAGCUCAACGAGUUUAAGUCUGGGCAAUUGUUCUCAGAACGAGACAAUAAAGACAUUAAUGAUAGAACAAACAAUAUCGUAAAAACUACUAUAACAAAUGCCCCACAGACCCCACCUUGCAAUGUACUUAGUGCUGCUUUAAAGCCCAACAGGUUCCUGGAAGACUCUGGGCAAUUGUUUUUAGAGCGAGAUAUUAUCAACAUAAACAACAGGGCAAACUAUUUUGGAGGGACCACUGCAGAAAUUGCCUCAGAAACACCUUGCACUUUACUUAGUACUGCUUUAGAACCCAGCAGGUUUGAAGGCUUAGAGGAUUGGAGGUCUGGAAGAUUGUUCCCAGAGAGGAACAAUGACCUGAAUGACCUUGGUGACAUCAAUCAUGUUAUCGAUAGGACAGAAUAUAUCAAACAAAUUUCCACAGAAGUUUUCCCAGAGGCUCAUGGCACUUUAUUUGGUGCUUCUUUAGAACCCAAAAGCUUUGAGUCUGGCCAGUGGUUCACAGAUCAGGAAAGAGACAUUAAUGAUAUUAUCGAUAAUAAGACUACUGCAGGUAUUUUUUCUGAGAGUAAAGAUUCUGCUUUAGAACUGAAUAGGUUUGAUUCUGGACAAAUGUACUUAGAGCAAAAUAACAACAUGAACAAUGUUAAUAAUAGGACAAACAGUAUUGUAAAUACUACUUCUACAGCAAUUGCUCCGGAAACCCAAUGUACUUUACAUAGUACCACACUACAGACGUCAUUCUCAGAAGUAAUCCCUCUUCAUGAGUCUUUUGCAUCAAUUUCCUCCAAGAUGCCAUGCACCCCCCUCAGCCCUGUGCCCGAGCAGGAACUUGACCAGUUUGACUCCUACUCAUUUUCAGGGGAAGACAGUUACUCUGAGGAUAAUGAUGUCCUCCCAGAUUUAGCAAACAGGCCUGGGGUCUCUCAGGAGGCCUCCAAAGCCGACUUGCUGACAGGUAAUAAAAGCGAUAUUGUUAGUCAACUUCAUUCAGAGCCCAGUAUGAGCUCUAGGGACUCUCUAGGCAACUCUGCUCAGAAGCAUAUCUGUGAUUACCUUGCUGAGGAAGAGUGCCAGAUGCACUUCCCUGCAGUAGAGGGAGAUCAGACAGCGGGAGCCUUUCAGCUCAAGGACGUUGACAUCAAGAGCCAGGGCAGUUCCGCCGUGUUGUAUCCCUCUGCCUCCUCACACACAGAUGGCCAGCACAGUCGAGAUUUGCUGAUUGCUGGCGAAUACGGCGAUGUCUCUGAAUGUUCAAGUGUUGUGUCUGGGAAUGGACCUGUGCGUCAAGAGAUUUUUGAUAAGGAAAGUAUGUUGCCUUUGUUGCCUUCGGACUACACAGUCAAGGUCAGCGAUGUUCAGAAAUUAGAAAGCACUAAAAGAAGGUUUGAGAAUGGCUGUAAUGAAGAAUCGGCUCAAAUCAGGGAUUCAACAUCCCUAACAGUUGAUGUUGAUCUCUGUUGGGAAACUGCCUCUCCAGAAGAAUCUCCACAACUGAUGAGUGCAGAAAUAGAGGUAUAUCCAUUCACGGACGUCAAGCUUGGGAUGUUGUCGAUCACUAAUUUAGAGCCCAUUAUAGAAGCGGAUCAGCCUCAAGAAAGUUUCUGUGAAGCAGAUAAAGAAAGUGUCUCAGAAGUAGAACAGGAAAAAGAUGUACCUGGAUUUGACGACUCAAAUGUCAGUGAAGAUACCUUUUGUCACUUGUCUCACAAUAAUGGUUACAUCCCGCAAAAGGAGGAUGACAAUGAAGAGCUUACAGGUGUACCCGCAAAUUCUUCAGGGGUCAAAAGAGUUUGCUUUGUUACCGACAAUCCCGAAGAUUGUCGAGACGAAAGGACCGUCUCCUCUUUAGCAACUGGGAAUGCUGGAACUGGGGAUAACGAUAUUGUCAAAACUGUGCUUCCAGACUUGGACUCCAUCAGUCUGCACAGUGAUGAUGUAGAAGAUAGCAUUCAGUCUCACACAGGAACCAAUUGCUGUGCUCAAAGCACAACAAAGAACAAGGAGACCAAGAGCACCUCAGCAGCAGGGAAAGCAUCACGGUUUUCCAUGUUCUCUCGAAUACCUUCGUUCCGCAAAGCCAAGAGAGAUGCUAAGGGUGGUAACAAGGUUGAACCUGAGGCCAAACCGCCUCCACAGGAUGUCAAUGAAGAAAAGAAAAAGGAGGAACACUCUCCCAGUUCCCCUAAACCCCUCCACAAAGCCCAUAUGUCUCACAGUACAGAGCACUUGCUGAAGUUCAGCGAUCACACCAAUGACGACAUCUUCGAGAAAGCCUUCGCCCUGACCUGGGAAAACAUGGAGAAAUGUGGAGAAUCCACAUCUGCUUCCAGAUCCAAGCAGACAAGGCAGCACAGCAGACAUGGCGACCUCCUGCACUUUAAGCCCUCGCCCAUGAUGGAAGGGUUCAACCAGAAGAGGAGCAAGAGCAUUGAUAACCUAAAUUUGCGACUGAAGCUAGCCAUGGCUCACAAAUCGCUGUCAAACUUGUUUGAGACUCGCUUUGGUGAGAAGGAGAACCAGCAGAUACAAAAUGACGACCCUAAGGUCAAAAGAAAAGUAAAGACAGGUAAAGAGGAAUCUGAGGGACUCAAAAGGACUUUUUCCGUUCCUGCAUCAAUCAGUUCAAGGACAAGACGUCGCACCCAGGGUGACAUUGUCGCUGGUUUGGCUCAGGAUGGACUUUAUUUCAAGGACAGAAAUUUGAAAGACACCUGGAACUCUGAUCCACUUUGCAAAAAGACUUCAUCACUCCAAGACACCUCAGGGAUCGAACCUGAUGUGGAGUCUGAUGAACCCAGCCCAGUGACUAACGGACUCUCUCCAGACUCGGAUCUUACGUCGGAAGAUGACGACAGCUUUCAAGCUCCUAUUCACCGAACUGUUUUUGCACUUGCUAAUCAGCUGUCUCCAUCCUGGGCCAGAUCUCUGGGAUCUUUUGAAGGCAUCGAUACGCCAAUGAGGCCAAUGAGUCCCAAACCUCAAAGCCCUGGACAGUGGACUCACCGCAGGAGCUUCCGCUACCCAUCGAGGUCCGUAGCCUCUUCGCUCUGCUCUCUGGGUCAAGACCAGAGUAUGGAGGGCAUCUCGGAUCUCCCAACGAGGACCCAGUCUUUCAGACCCAGAGUUCCACCAAUGGCAUCGUCCCAUUCCUUCGACGCUGAGUUCUUACUGGAGGACAGCAGUUCGGACAGUCAGUCCCAAACCAGCCUGGUUUCAUCCAACUCUGGCAACGAACCCGAGCAUGCGCAGGACGGCGGCAGGGCGGCGGGUACCCCGCGAACGUCCUGCAUGCCACGCAUGAGGAGGCACAGAGGACCGCGAGCUCCGAGACCCGUCUCAGACCUGUGCGGAUGGACGUCUCAGCUGAGGGACAUCGGAGAAGUAGUACCGGACCCACCGACCCAACAGGACAUCACCAAGACCCAGCAAGACGUCACCAGGACCCAGCAAGACGUCACCAGGACCCAGCAGCGCUCCUGCUCUGACGAGACGCUGUCAGACUCGGGAAAGACCAAGAAGAUCCAGAAGAUAAAACAGAGUUUACAGAGGAGUCUGGGACAGCUUACCUCCACACAUCCCGACCAGAACCAGACAGCCCGGAUGAGAUUCUCCUUCACGUCUCCGGAGCAGCUCUCGUCUCCGUCUCUGAGAGAUCACUUCUUCUCACAGAGCACUCCCACCGGACUCGACUGCGUCGGCUGGCCUCGCCGAGUCUCAUACUCAGCGCUGGUGAUCACUGAUGGAUCUCAGGAUAAGUCGGGGUUGGGAGAUGAGGUGGGCAGUGAGGAUGAUCUGUAUAACGAGUUCCGGAGCUCGGCCAAUCGCUUCGGCCAUCCUGGAGGAGGAGGCGGGGAGCAGCUGGCCAUUAACGAGCUGAUCAGUGAUGGAAGUGUGUGUGCCGAGGCGUUGUGGGAUCACGUCACCAUGGACGACCAGGAGCUGGGCUUCAAGGCCGGUGACGUCAUCGAGGUAGUGGACGCCACCAAUAAGGAGUGGUGGUGGGGGCGUGUCCUAGACAGCGAGGGCUGGUUCCCCGCCAGCUUCGUCCGGUUACGGGUGAAUCAGGAUGAGCCGAUGGAGGAUUACCUGGCGCAGUUGGAGGGAGCUCCUGAAGGGGGCGCCGGCGGGUGCCGCUCGCUGGGACCCGGUCUGCCCUGUAAAGAACAGAUGAGGGCAAACGUCAUCAACGAGAUCAUGAGCACUGAGAGGGACUACAUCAAACAUCUGAAGGACAUCUGUGAGGGUUAUAUUAAACAGUGUCGUAAACGAACCGACAUGUUUAACGAGGAGCAGCUCAGGACCAUCUUCGGGAACAUCGACGAGCUCUACCGCUUCCAGAAGAAGUUCCUCAAAAACCUGGAGAAGAAAUUCAACAAGGAGCAGCCGCACCUCAGCGAGAUCGGAUCCUGCUUCCUGGAGAACCAGACAGAUUUUCAGAUCUACUCAGAAUACUGCAACAACCACCCGAACGCCUGCGUCCAGCUCUCCAAACUGAUGAAGAUAAAGAAGUACGUCUUCUUCUUCGAGGCGUGUCGUCUGCUGCAGAAGAUGAUCGACAUCUCGCUGGACGGAUUCCUCCUCACGCCCGUCCAGAAGAUCUGUAAAUACCCCCUGCAGCUCGCCGAGCUCCUGAAGUACACCAACCCCCAACACAGAGACUAUAAGGAUGUUGAAGCUGCUCUGAACGCUAUGAAGAAUGUGGCUCGUCUGAUUAACGAGAGGAAGCGUCGCCUGGAGAACAUCGAUAAGAUCGCCCAAUGGCAGAGCUCCAUCGAGGACUGGGAGGGUGAAGAUAUCCUCAGCAGAAGUUCUGAUCUGAUCUUCUCAGGAGAUCUCACUAAGAUCUCUCAGCCUCAGGCUAAAGGCCAGCAGCGCAUCUUCUUCCUCUUCGAUCAUCAGCUGGUCUUCUGUAAGAAGGACCUGUUGAGGAGGGACAUCCUGUACUAUAAGGGACGUUUGGACAUGGACGAGAUGGAGGUGGUGGACGUGGAGGACGGGAAAGAUAAAGAUCUGAACGUCAGCGUGAAGAACGCUCUGAAACUGACGAGUCCAGGAAGAGACGAGGUUCAUCUGCUCUGCGCUAAAAAACCCGAACUGAAGCAGCGCUGGAUACGAGCGUUCAGAGACGAGCGAGAGCAGGUCCAGCACGACCUGGAGACAGGAUUUUCUAUAACAGAAGUGCAGAAGAAGCAGGCCAUGCUGAACGCAUCUAAAAGCCAUCCUGCUGGAAAACCCAAAGCUGUGACGAGGCCGUAUUACGACUUACUGCUGCGCCAGAAACACCCGGCACUGCCCGCCGCCCUGCCAGCCGCCCUGCCACCCGCCCUGCCAGCCGCCCUGCCACCGCAGCAGGUCAUCAUGCUGGCACAGCCCAAACGCAAAUCCUCCAACUUCUGGCACAACAUCGGACGCUUAACGCCGUUCAAAAAAUAAUGAGGAAUGACGAAGGACCGCCCCCUCCACCCUUUUAGCCCCGCCCACAUAAACGCCCACCCGCCCACCCAGCCAACAGACACUCGAGCGUGCCUAAAUCUGUUUUUAUCCGUUUUUUUUUUUUUUUGAAAUAUAACCGUAUUUUUUUGUUAGUUUCUUGUUUUUUUCCAAUUGAGAAGCACUUUAUGGGUUGACUAUGAUACAAUCACAUCGCGACUCCUGGACUGACCGCGACAGAGCCUACGGAUUAAUGACGCCACCUACGGACCAGCAAUGGCACCUACAGAUCAGUGACUCUGCCUGUGGAUCAAUGGUAGCGCCUACUGAUUAGCGAUGGCGUCUACGGACCAGCAAUGGCAUCUAGGGUUCUGUGACUUUCCUAUGGAUUGUUAGCAGCGCCUAAGGAUCAGUGGCACGAUCUAUGGAUCGGUGGUGGCGUUUUACAGAUCAUCGGCGGUGCCUACGGAUCCGUGACUAUGGAUCAAUGGCAGGGCCUACUGAUUAGUGAAAGCUUCUACAGAUCAGUGACGGCAUCUACAGAUCAUCGGCAGCGCCUAUAGACCAGUAAUGGCGCCUAUGGAUCAAUGGCAGGACGUACUGAUCAGAGACGGUUUCUAUGGAUCAUCGGCAGCGCCUACGGACCAGCAAUGGUGCCUAUGGAUCAGUGACGGUGCCUACAGAUCAGUGACGGGGUCUACGGAUCAUCGGCGGCACCUAUAGAUCAGUGACAGUGCCUACAGAUCAGUGGCGGGGUCUACAGAUCAUCGGCAACGCCAAUGGAUCAUCAGCGGUGCCUAAGAAUCAGUGGCAGGGUCUACGAAUUAUCGGCGGCACUUACGGAUCUUUGGUGGUGGCGUCUACGGAUCAUCGGCAGCGCCUACGGAUCAUUGGCGGCGGCACUCGGACAUUGGCUUUUUCCGCUUUACCGCUGCUACAGCCGGACUGCUACAGAACUGCACUGAACCGGAACUGACAGACAAAAAAUAACUAAGACUUCGUAACGCCGUACGUCAUUUUUUAUCAUUUUUUCGUAUUUAUUUCCAGUGUUUCAGGUCUGCAGCUCUCCACGGUGCCCAACGGACUCAUUCUUCUCGUUUUUUGUACGUAUUUAAUACAGUGUGUUCCGCAACAACAACUCUCUCCCGGAUGAACCGGAACCAGAACUGGAACCAGAACCGGAACCGGAUUCUUCCAUUACUGUAUUUCCUCUUUAUUCAUUUUGAUUCUGUUUGAUGAAUCUGAUUCUGAAUCUGCUGAUUUCCAUGUCUUUUCCUGUACGCAAACUUCUCCAACUAUUUCCUGAUAUACAGUAUUUCCUUGUAAAGAAUCUGAUUCACAUUUAAGCAGCGCACUCUUCCAAAUUAGGCUGUGUUCAGACUGCCAGUCCAAAUCUGAAUUUGUGGCGUAUCUACAUUAAAUCUAGAUUUAUUUUUGAUAAUCUAACCAGACGGACAGAAACCACAUAAUUAACGCACUAUUCCGUUUUUCGUGUUCCUACCUCUGGACCAAAUGCAAUUUUUUGGCAAAUCCAGAUUGAUUUAUGAUAGUGUGAACAGUCAGAAAUGUCAACAAAUCAGAUUUUUGGCGUAUUUCUAGAUCAUAUCCACAUUGGUUUCCAAUAGGCUGAACAGACUAAAAAAAGGAAUCCGCAUGAAAUCCAAUUUUUUGCAAAGCUAGAUUGAAUUCAGAUUAUUGAAUAGUCUGAACAGCCAGAAAUCACACAAAAUCCCUUUUGAACUUUGGCAAAUCUAGUUGUUUUCAGAUUCAUUGUAGAUAGUCUGGACACACUGUAACAGAAACCACAUGAAAUCUUUUUCAUCUGUUUAUUUUUCUCUUUAUUUUGACCUUAUAAUCUAGAUUGAAUCCAGAUUGAUUUUUGAAAGUCUGGACAGAAACAAACCACACAAAAUACCAUUUACCAUUCAUAAAGCUAGACUGUAUUCUAAAAAUUGAGAUUGAUUUUCCGAUAGUCUAAACAGCCAGAAACAUCUUAAGAUCAGAAUUUUGGUUUAUGUCUAGAUUGUAUCCAAAUUAAUUUUUGAUAGUCUGGACCGACGUAACAGGAACCAUAUGAAAUCUGACUCUCUGCAAAUCAGUGUGUGUUUAUAUUGAUUUUUGAGAGUUUUGUUGGACAAAAAACACCAGAUUUCUGACAUAUCUAAACUGAUUUAUGAUCCAGAUUUUUUUUAAUAGUCUGAACAGUCAGAAACGACAUGAAAUUAAAAUGAAUUUGAAAUAUGUCUUCAGUCUGGAAGCUCUGGAAGCCGAAAUUGGAUUUUAAGAUCAAAUCUAGAGUGACGGAAGUGCCGAGGUGCAGAUCUGAUUUUAAAUAAAGAGAUGAAUCCGGUUUGUCUGCAGUCUGAACACGGCGUAAGUGGUGUGAAAUGAGUGCGUCCCAUAAUUCCACUGGUUUGGCCGCCUGCCUACUAACCCCUCUGUACUGAUGCUCUCUCUGAAGUGCCACUCCCACUCCGGCACGGGGGGGGGCGUCGCAUGAACUGCUGUGAAAAUCGACUUUACUGGACUUUUUCAGCCCAAACGAGCGUCUGAUUACUGAUUACUCGCUCAGUCUGAUCUCUAACUGUACAAAUAAAUUAAAGUAUGUUUGA